Molecule: messenger RNA, 1041 nt
Organism: Penicillium samsonianum
Lineage: Eukaryota; Fungi; Ascomycota; Eurotiomycetes; Eurotiales; Aspergillaceae
Exons: 3
Coding region: 1-1041 (346 amino acids)
Molecular function (GO): carbon-oxygen lyase activity, acting on phosphates
Source: RefSeq, a predicted model, not a curated record
AUGGACCCUGUUCUCGCAGAAAGCAAACUCGCCUAUCAUGGACUUCAGAUGAAAUCAACUGAUACCGAUGGAACAGGUGUCAAUCCAGGAAGGGCUCAAACUGAUCAAAUCAAGCCGCUUAUCAAGACUUUUCUUAAGGACAUCGACUUAGAUCGAAGCAUUCGGGUAACUAACGAUCAUGAGAUGAGGAGCGCUGUUUGGCAAUACUUUAAAAGUCUGGACCUAGCAGAGAAGACUGAAAGAUCGGUCGAACGAUCCCUCGACCCCUCGGUGAACUUUGCAUAUCAUGGGUUCACGACUCUUCCUUUCCAGGUGAGGGUGCUAUGUGCCAUUCAAUUCCUCUAUAUGUUUCUAUUGGAUGAUGUGGCGGAGGAAUUCAUAGAGGAACUUCAAGUAUUUGGUCAAAACUUUGUUCUUAAUCAACACCACAAGCAUCCUCUUCUCACUGGGUUGGAUUCUCACCUUCGCAACUUAUCGCAUUAUUACGGCCCAUACUGCCACUCUGUGAUGACUAAAGGCAUGCUUGAUUAUAUCAAUGGCCGUGUCAUUGAGCAUAAGAUCAGAUCCAGUUUCAAGUUCUCCUCUGAGUCCCGCCUCAUGCCUAUGUUCUUAAGAACCAAGGUCGGAGGAGCAGAAAUCAUGGGCCAUCUCCUCUAUCCUAACUCCGUCUUUCCCGAAGAGGAAUACGUUAUGCAAUAUUUCCCCGUCACCCUGGAACUUGUCCUCUUCAUUGAUUUUACCAAUGAUAUCUUGUCAUAUUACAAAGAGUUCUGUCUCGACGAUGAAAGGGGCAAUUUUGUCGCAAAUUUCGCCGACACGCAUCAUGUACAGCAUUUGGAUGUCUUGCGGUAUCUCACGAGCUAUACGCCUGGUGUCACAAAGUCGGCUUAUAAACAGCUUCGGAAUAGUCCAUCGCUGCUCGCUUUAAUUAAGAAUUUCACCCAGGGAAUGAUUAUGCUCUUCACAGCGCACCAUCGAUAUCAUCUAGUGGAGUUGUUUGCAGAUGAGGAAUAUUUGCAGCCUUAUGAUAUGGAUGCAUAG